Molecule: messenger RNA, 2313 nt
Organism: Aspergillus fijiensis CBS 313.89
Lineage: Eukaryota; Fungi; Ascomycota; Eurotiomycetes; Eurotiales; Aspergillaceae
Product: M28 family metallopeptidase
Exons: 3
Coding region: 1-2313 (770 amino acids)
Molecular function (GO): carboxypeptidase activity
Source: RefSeq, a predicted model, not a curated record
AUGGCUCCCUCGGAAUCCACGCCGUUGCUCACAAGUGUCGCUAUCGCGCCUCGGCGGUACCGAUACCCUCACCACGCCCUUCGACGAUCCUGUAAUCUCGUCCUGGGCUUUAUCCUUGCUGUCUCUGUCCUUCUCUUUCUCGUCCCCUCUGCCAUUCUUCCUCGUGAGCAUGGGUCCAUCUGGUCCUACCUUCCCUGGGCGAAUCCAUUCCCUCAUGCCUCCUGGCCUCACGGCCAUGGUCUGGGCUUCGAAGAGCUGCAGGCUCUGCUCCACGAGACCCCAUCCGCCGAGAAGGCUCGGGAAUGGAGUAGCUACUACACCGCCGGUCCCCAUCUGGCUGGCAAGAACCUGAGCCAGGCCGUAUGGACUCAGGAACGCUGGCAGGAGUUCGGAAUCGACGACACUAGUAUUGUCGCCUAUGACAUCUUCCUCAAUUACCCCGUAGAUCACCGCUUGGCCCUGUUGGAGAAGAACGGCGAUGCCACCGAGGUGACCUUUGAGGCCACCCUGGAAGAGGACAUCCUCGAGGAAGACCACACGACCAACCUGACGGAUCGCGUGCCGACUUUCCACGGUUACUCGGCGAGCGGGAACGUCACGGCGCCCUUUGUGUUUGCCAACUUCGGCACCGUGUACGACUUCCAGGACCUGAUCGAUGCGAACGUCAGCCUGGCCGGGAAGAUCGCCAUCUGCAAGUAUGGCCGCAUCUUCCGCGGGCUGAAGGUCAAGCGGGCGCAGGAGCUCGGGAUGGUGGGUGUCAUCCUGUACGAUGACCCGGAGUCUGACGGGGAGAUUACCGAGGAGAACGGCUACGAGGCGUAUCCCAAGGGUCCCGCGCGGAACCCGAGCGCCGUGCAGCGUGGUAGUACGCAGUUCCUAAGCAUAGCGCCUGGUGACCCGACUACCCCAGGGUAUGCCUCCAAGCCCGGCUGUGAGCGACAGGACCCGUUCAACUCGAUCCCGUCCAUUCCCUCGCUGCCUAUCUCGUACCAGGAGGUGAUUCCACUUCUGAAGGCACUGAACGGUCAUGGUCCCAAAGCCUCGGACUUCAACAAGUGGUGGCAGGGCGGUAAGCUGCGUUCCAAGGGGGUAGAGUAUAAUAUCGGUCCUACGCCAGAUGAUGUCGUCAUCAACUUGUACAAUGAGCAGGAGUAUGUGACGACACCCCUCUGGAAUGUCAUUGGGGUUGUAAAAGGCCACAUCCAAGAUGAGGUGGUGAUUCUGGGCAACCACCGCGAUGCGUGGAUCGCUGGCGGCUCUGGCGACCCCAACAGUGGAUCGGCCGCGCUGAAUGAGGUCAUCCGCAGCUUUGGAGAGGCCCUCAAGGCGGGCUGGAAGCCGCUUCGAACCAUUGUCUUCGCCAGCUGGGAUGGUGAGGAGUACGGGCUGCUGGGCUCGACGGAGUGGGUAGAAGACCAGCUCCCGUGGCUCUCCAAGGCCAACAUUGCCUACUUGAACGUGGAUGUGGCUGCGGCCGGUACCCUGCUGGAGCCACGGGCUAGCCCGCUGAUGAACCAGCUUAUCUACGAGGUGACCGGCUUGGUGCAGUCCCCAAACCAGACUGUGCCGGGUCAAACCGUGCGGGAUGUCUGGGAUGGCCAUAUUGCUACGAUGGGUAGCGGCAGCGACUUCACAGCCUUCCAGGACUUUGCGGGCGUGGCUAGCUACGAUCUUGGCUUCGGGCGUGGUCCCACGGAUGCCGUGUACCACUACCAUUCGAACUAUGAUAGCUUCGAUUGGAUGGACCGGUUCGGCGAUCCAAGCUGGAAAUACCACGAGGCAUGCACCAAGAUCUGGGCGCUCGCCGCGGCCAAGCUGAUCGAGACCCCGAUCAUUGCCUUCAAUGCAACUGACUACGCUCUGGGGCUGGAGCAGUACCUCAGCCAGAUCAAGCCGGUGGCGAAGCAGCUCCCCAAAGGCACAUCGUUCGACUUUGCGCCGCUGGACCAGGCUAUUGCGCAGUUCCAAGCGGCGGCCGCGCGGUUUGAGGCCCAUGCGGCGGACCUGGCCUCGCAGCUGGGCGAGGAUGUGCCGUGGUACCACUGGUGGAAGAAGGUCCGGCUGCUCUUCCAGAUCCGUGUGGUGAACGAUAAGUACAAGAGCAUCGAGAAGCAGUUCUUGUACCAGCCGGGGCUGGAUGGCCGCAGCUGGUACAAGCACGUCGUGUUUGCCCCAGGCAUCUGGACCGGCUAUUCCGGGGCAACUUACCCGGGCCUGGUGGAGAGUCUGGAGGCGGGCGAUCUGACCAACUCUCAGAAAUGGCGCUCAAUUAUUCUGGAGCGCAUCGAAGCGGCCACUCGGCUGCUGCAGUAG